AUGGCUUUAUCCGUGACUUUUAUGCCCAGCACUUUGACUACGAAUGCUGUCUUGUUCGGAUGUGAUCUCAAGAAGCCAGACAUGUACGACGGUCGCAUGACCUUGGCCGAUAUUAUCACCAGUCGACUGAAAAACUCAGAUACCCCGGUAUUUCAUCCAAUGAUGUUACCGACCAUGUUUGCAGAUGUCGAACGAGACAGACAAAUCGAGCUCGUCCGAGAAAAGCUGGAGCAACUAGGACGACGGAUCGAUCGCAUUGCCUUCAUGAAGCCCGCUGUGAAAACUUCAGCGAGCGUCCGUAAUGAGAUGGAAACACUCAACGAUGACGAGAAAGCCAUGUCCAGUCCAUUCGGUGCCCUUCACCUUCAGCAGGGCAUGUCAACUUCGUCUGGUUCAACCACCCUCACUGAGGAUAAGGGUCUCGUUCCACCUUGUACUUUUCCAGACGAAGAAAGUCUUCCGACCGCCAAGCUCUGGCAGCAAAUAAGUCGUCUCAGAGUUGGUCUGAGCAAUUGGAGAAGACAGCUACUCAAAAUGAUUUCUCACGUCGAAGAUCUCAACCGUGUCGAGUUUGCACCUCGUGGUCCUUUCAACAGCACAUACAGAGAAGAGCAAAGACUACAGUUCUUUCUCACAGGAGAGCGGAUCAGAGACAGACUGCAAGAGCUAGUUGAUGAGUAUGAUGAAUACAUCAGAGAAUGUUCACACAUAAUGGAUGGGUUCAGCUUGGCAACUCAGCUUGUAAGUUGA
This is a messenger RNA of Colletotrichum abscissum, 750 nucleotides long. RefSeq lists its product as uncharacterized. The coding region runs from base 1 to 750 and encodes 249 amino acids. The record is from RefSeq and is a predicted model, not a curated record. NCBI's taxonomy places the organism in Eukaryota, Fungi, Ascomycota, Sordariomycetes, Glomerellales, Glomerellaceae. The transcript has a single exon.